This is a messenger RNA of Poecilia latipinna (sailfin molly), 3977 nucleotides long. It is a transcript of the gene hyal6, whose product is annotated as hyaluronoglucosaminidase 6. Gene Ontology annotation, cellular component: cytoplasmic vesicle. Gene Ontology annotation, biological process: hyaluronan catabolic process; carbohydrate metabolic process. The record is from RefSeq and is a predicted model, not a curated record. The transcript is spliced from 3 exons. NCBI's taxonomy places the organism in Eukaryota, Metazoa, Chordata, Actinopteri, Cyprinodontiformes, Poeciliidae. Bases 429 to 1916 code for a protein of 495 amino acids. Gene Ontology annotation, molecular function: hyalurononglucosaminidase activity.
UUUAACAAAUCUCUACUGAGAGUGUUCUUGAUACAACAGUGAGAAGCUUGCCACUUUCUGACCUUUUGGAUUUCCAUCUAUUUUAUGACAGUUUGAUUUCAUUUAAUGUGUCUUUGUGUUUUUAUUGCUUUUACUAAUUUUUUAAAACUAUUUUUACUAUGAAGCAAUUUGUGACUGCUGUAUAAGAAAGAUGCUAGAUAAAUAAAAUGGACUCUAAUUUUUCCAAGCAGUCUUACUCUUUCUGAGAACAAAGUAGGUUUGUGCUUUGCUGUGGAAUCUGGAGCUCUCACUUCAGUGGCCAUUGCUCAUGAUGUUCAAAGGCCUGGCUGAUUAUCCUUGUUCAUUGAUGCUCAAAUGAUCUCUUUCUGAACAUCUAAUUUCUUUUUUUCUCCCCAUCUCACUAAUUGCUUCAUAAAGAAUCAUUGGCCAUGGUGCAAAUAGGACUCCACCUCCUGCCACUGGUCCUUUGGCUUGGCACAGAGGAAAAGCUCCAAGUUCAAGGCCACAGAACAAAACCAGCUCAAGCACCUUUGAUCCCUCAUCUGCCUUUUGUUAUAGUCUGGAACGCCCCUACCGAGUCAUGUCGCCUUCGAUUUAAGGUGGAUCUAGACCUCAGCAUUUUUGACAUUGUAGCAAACCUUAAUGAGACAUUAAGUGGACCGAAUGUCACAAUAUUCUACCAUGGUCAUCUGGGAUACUACCCAUACUACUCCAGCUCAGGUAUUGCUAUCAAUGGUGGCCUGCCACAGAACCAGAGCAUUUCCAAACAUCUGAACAAGGCCCGAGUAGACAUCGACAAGCUAAUACCACACAAGGAUUUUCGAGGCCUAGGUGUCAUUGACUGGGAGAACUGGAGGCCUCAGUGGGUACGAAAUUGGGGUUCCAAAGACAUCUACCGUAAAAAGUCCAAGGAACAGAUCCACAAGCUCCACCCACACUGGCCAGAAAGCAAAGUCGAAAAAGAAGCAAAGGAUCGUUUUGAAAAGUCAGGGCAAGCUUUCAUGAAUCUCACUUUGGCACUGGCUGAAGCGCGGAGACCAGACGGUCUGUGGGGGUUCUAUCUUUUCCCUGACUGUUACAACUAUGGCUACAAACAACACCCACAAUGCUAUACUGGUGAAUGUCCCAAUGUUGAACAUGUACGCAAUGACCAUUUAAUGUGGCUCUGGAAAAAAAGCACAGCCCUCUACCCAUCCAUCUACCUGGACUUUGAGCUGAAAUCUUCCUCAAACACCAUCAAGUUUGUUCACUAUCGAGUGAAAGAAGCCAUGAGGAUAGCAACCAUUGCACGUACAGACUACACAUUGCCUGUCUUUGUCUACUCCAGACCUUUUUAUGCCUACACCUUUGUUGUGCUUUCAGAGAGUGACUUAGUUCAUACUAUCGGGGAGAGUGCUGCUUUGGGAGCAUCAGGUGUUGUCCUUUGGGGAUCAUCAGAAUAUGCUCGGUCAAAGAGAAACUGCCUUACUGUAAAGAAGUACAUUGACGGACCGUUAGGACAUUAUGUCAUAAAUGUCACCGCAGCAGCUAAAUUAUGCAGCAAAGCACUUUGCAAGAAGAAUGGAAGAUGUGUCCGCAAGAGCCUGGACUCACGUUACUAUCUCCACCUCAACCCACGCUACUUUCACAUCCACCAUAACCCAGCGCCUGGUCGCCCUCGCUUUGAGGUCAGGGGUCACCUCAACAGCCAUGACAUCCUGGACAUGAGGCACAAGUUCACCUGCCAGUGCUACCAGGGCUGGACUGGUGUUUACUGUGAGAUCCCACAGACACAGACACCACCUCUAUCCCCUCCUGUCCUUUGGGGCAAAAGCCUGGUGGCAUAUAUUAUGCUCCUCCUUUCUGUCCACUUCCCUUGUCUGUGCAUUAUCAUGCUCUUGGGACUCUGUCUGGUCAUAAAAGGUCUUAUUCUGUAGACAUAAAAAAUAUCAUAACUUCAUGGUAUUUUCAGUGUUCAGUUUAAACUAGUUAAGCUUGAGAGCAGCCCUCGGCAACCCUGGAUACAUUAACAGUCCAAUGACAAUAAUUCCAGAUUUGAUUUUUGAAUUAUAUGUCUGUUCCUAUCAUUGUACUGCUGCUGAUUACAAGGUUUCAAUGCGUUGAUUGGUUUUUGGAUAUGGACAAUUCCAAGUUAGGACAAUUUCAAGGGCCCUGGACAGACAGGGGCCCCCCACAAAAUAGUUGUUUUUUUUUGUUCACAGAAAUAGAAAAAAUUUGGGGCCCUGUCGAUUAUAAAAUUCAUCAUGUUCCCUUAUAAAAAACUGUUUUUAGCAGUAAAAAUUACAUGUUACCCCUCCUAGACUAAAAAACAUAAAUCUAUAUUUGCACUGAAUUCUUCCCUGGAUUUGCAUGAAAUAGUUUGUUCCUGCUUGACACGCUUGAAGGUGGCGGUGGUUACCAGCUUUAACCUCUAUACCAGCAUAACCUUUAACCCCUGUCCUAGUAAAAAAGGUGAGCAACAUUGUUCAAUGACAAGCUAGUUAGCAUCAUUCCAGUGAGUCUAUAGGGAUUUCUCUGUGUCUUUGCUCUUUUUGCAUUCACAUAACAAAACAAUAUAUUUAUUACUGACAGAAAUUCAAACAAUCUUUAUAUAAUGACAAUGAAAAACAGCCUCCUGUCUGGACUGGAAGCAAUCCAAACAGUUUUACCUUAACUUGCAUUGAAAUUACAGUUAUAUGUUGCCAUGUCCCUAUUGACUCUUAGCCAAUAGAAUGGGACUCUCCUAUGUGACACUGUGUGGAAUCUUAAUGAGAGUGACCUCAGUAGAUUGUAAACCAGUCCCUCAUUUGAGAAAGGGAGUAACUUUGUGCCACUUUUUUAUAUGUUGUGAAACCCUGUAAAUAAAUGAGAAAUUGUGCCUUUAGGCACAAUUGUGUGAUUUCAUCUUUCAUGAAACAGUCAUUGACUGUGAGGCAGCUAAUUUGAGAUUAGCUCUGGAUUUGGGACCAAAGUUUGAAAACAGUGAAUCAGCUUCAGGCUGAGAUUGGGACUAGACUGAAUUUCAAUAUUGCAUUAUGAAAUAUUUACUGCAAACUGCAACCCUGUUACUCAACAUGAUAAUUUUCAAAAUUUGGAAAAAAAACUUCACAGAAUCUGUUUUCUCUUUUACUGAGCAAAUCAGUAAGUAGUGUAUGUCUUAUUUUGUUAUUGUAACGUGUAAGUUAAGCAACAUGUAUAAAAUAAUAAUGCUGUAGAAAGAAGUCAAACUGUUUAUCUUCAUACCAUGUGAUCUAAUUUGGACAGCAGGAUGCUUUCUAAACAAACAGGAGAAACUCAGACUCUGUGCAUUUUUCAAAUAAAUUGAUUAAUUAGUUAACUUUUUGUUUUGGUACUAAUGUGAAAUAUAAAACACAGCCACUUAGUUGAGGCCUAGUCUCUGGACCAGGAUUUGUGGUUUAUGAAGCUAACUUCAGGUUCAGUUUAGAAAUUUUAGUAUUACAGCUCUGCCUCAUGUCAUACUUGGAUCUGUCACUAAUGUAACAUAUAGUAUGAUGCUGUGAUAGUGUCGCUUCUAUACCAGUCAGAGCAAAUGAAAUAAUGAAAAGAAUGGCAGUGCAUGAACACACUUCUUGGUUCUUUUUUUCCUCCUCAGACUCGCAUGUUGAGGUCAGUUUACUCGAAGGCCUUUCUGAUCUCAGCAGAACUGAUUCUUGGGUUCCUAAAACUAAGGCUAAUGAGUAAAAAUUGUUCUAAAAGUUGAAGAUUAGAAUCUAACAUUUUUAUAGUACUAUCUAGUCUAGAGGACACCAAAGCAAUUUACACUACAGUCAGAUAUUGACUUGCGUAUUAGAAAAUGUAGUUUUCUGGUAUUCACACAGGUCAUCCUACUUUCACAACUCACUUCACGACCAAAUGGUCAAGCUUGAUAACAAAUGGUCUAAGGCAGUGUUUCUCCACCGUGGUCCUCACCGCCCCCCUGUUCUGUAUGUUUUAGAUGUGCCUCUAUUCCAGAACAGCUGAUUCAAAUGAUUGCAUGA